CUCCUUGAUCUCGAAGAUGAUAAUUAUGAGGAACUAUGCGUCGAGUUUUCAGUACCUCCACCCUCGUCAAGACCCAUACCCUCAUCGGCCAUCAAGUGUGCCUGGUCAUGUUCCUGUUGGGAGGGGAAUGUCGCAUAUUGUGCUACGACGGGUUAGCUAGAGCCUUAGGAGUUGAAGCCAAACAUGAGGAAGAAUGGGAGGAAGACGCCAUCCGAAGUUGCGACAUGAAUUCCGCAUUUCGGAAGUUCUGCCUCCCUGAGCACCGAAGGACAAAGUUUAGGUCAGCCCUCACAGUAGCAUCUAAUCCAGCUCCAGUGGCGUGUCAUCAUCGCACUCCUGGCUCGUUCCCUCUACUCGACUUGCACUUGGGUUCAGUCGUGGCCACUUCUUUUGCCAGGGCCAUGGGGGGCAAAGGUUGUUAUAUCACAUCGAUGGGUCCCUACAUCACCCGCUUGCUCGCUACUUCAAUCUCAGCCUUGCGGGAUGCAUUAGGGAGGGACGCACCUCAGGGUUUGACGAGGGCACCUUGCACUCCAUGCGCUUAUUGCUCACCUUUGGACAAUUUCAGUACAUUUAGGGAUUGAGUCUACCUCUAGGGGUUCCACCCCCAGAGCAGCCACCUUCUCGAGCACCCAGUCGCCGCCAGCGUCCCGCGCUCUAGCGUCCUAUACCACCACCACCACCACCUGCUUUAGCAUCCACACUAGUCGGUGAUCCACUCGUCUAGAGGAUGGAUCGUCUCGAGAUCCAGUUUGGGGGAGUGACUUCCCGCCUUGACCGGCAGACCGACCUUUUUGAGCAGAUGGCUCGACACCAAGGUCUCAUUCCCGAUGAUGAGUUGGGGCCUUCGACCCAGUGAGAGUUAGCCGACGAGGGAGAUAUGUGGCAUAGCCGAUUCCUUUUGCCCCAUUACUCCACUUGGAACUCUGAACUCUUUUGUUUUAUUUUUCUUUCGUUUAUGUGUGUGUGACUAUAAACUACUACUACUAUCAUAUUGUGUUGUGAAAUAACCUCGCCUUCAGCAAGUCGUAUUGUGUUUGUGUGUGUGUGUGUUUGUCUUCUCCUUGAAGCUCCAAAUCUCCUACCCUGGAAACAGUUCCAACUUUCACUCACCAAGCAAAGCGGUAAUGUCAUUCUACCCAUAUCUUACGCCAUUGAGGGCAAUGUUGAGCUUAAGUGUUGGGGGGGGGGGGGGUAGUCUAUUAUUAUGCUUGUGUGAGUGUGAUUGAUGCUUGGAGCCUUGAUAUAUGUCCAACUUUGAAAAAUUUGAGGGCUCCAAGCAAUGUUUUAAUUAUCAAAGUGGCUGGUUUGUAUGAGAAUCUUGUGGUUAUUGGCAUUGACCUUGAAUUGUUGAAUGUGAUCAAGUAUGUCCAAUGAUGAUGACUGAGAGGUGCAUUAGGAUAGAGCAAAGGUUUAGUUCUCAUGUGUGCAAAAAUGAAUGUAUGUUUUGACU
Messenger RNA from Linum trigynum, 1453 nucleotides. NCBI's taxonomy places the organism in Eukaryota, Viridiplantae, Streptophyta, Magnoliopsida, Malpighiales, Linaceae. The record is from the annotation of a GenBank genome assembly.